Messenger RNA from Aspergillus viridinutans, 1260 nucleotides. RefSeq names its product Zn(II)2Cys6 transcription factor domain-containing protein. Gene Ontology annotation, molecular function: DNA-binding transcription factor activity, RNA polymerase II-specific; zinc ion binding. The record is from RefSeq and is a predicted model, not a curated record. The transcript is spliced from 2 exons. The coding region runs from base 1 to 1260 and encodes 419 amino acids. NCBI's taxonomy places the organism in Eukaryota, Fungi, Ascomycota, Eurotiomycetes, Eurotiales, Aspergillaceae. Gene Ontology annotation, biological process: regulation of DNA-templated transcription.
AUGUUCGGGACUCUGCAUUGGAACCCUCACAGCAAAGAGGCCGAGUUCAUCGAGUGGCCGCAUGGCUCCUCGAAUCCAGAAAAGAACCCAGCCUGCGAUCGGUGCCGGGCCAGAAAGGUCAAAUGUAGGAACCCCAAUAACGAGGGCUGCACCCGGUGCACGCGCCUGGGGAAGACGUGCACGUUCAGUCCCGGCAGGCAGCGUGGAAAACACAGAGUAAGGCAUUCGCCGCGUGAGCAGCCGCCAUCGUCAGUGUCGGCGAGCUCUAAAGGCACAGGCACAGACAAGGACGAGGACAAGCCAUCUCCUGCUGCAGCGCCAGGUAUAGCAGAAAAUAACGAUAGCGAACGAGGACAACAAUCACUGCUGGGCGACACCUUCGACUUAUCCUUCCUCGCCGACUUUGACCAUGAACCGAGCGAUCGACACGGCGAGGACAUCAGCUUAACCCUAUUCUCCACCAUCUUCACCAGCACCAAGACGGACCCCAAGCCUGAGCCUGAGCCAGAACCGGAGCCCAGGAUGUCAAUGUCAGCAACUCUCCUCUCCCCGCCCCUCACCUCAGAUGACGAGAUCCAGCACUGCCUCCCCGGAGCCGCCCACCAAGACCUCGACAUCUGCAUCGCGAAGACUCCAUCCACCGCGUUCCCCUCCGGGCCAUGCCAAUGCCUUGCCGCCGUCGCCUUCGCGGUCGAGGAUUUGGAAGCCAGCUGCACCACCGGCCACCGUGUCGAGCUGGACUCCAUCACUGCGUACCAGAAGGAAGUUAUCACGCGCUGCCGCUCGCAGCUCAAGUGCAGCGGGUGCAUGGCUAGGCGGGAGACCCUCGUGCUGCUGGUUUUCAUGCUCGAGAAGAUCGUUGCAGCGUGUGGACGUAUUGUAGCUCUGUACCGGGUGAAAGACGCACAGGUACAGCUACACCUACCAUCCCCGUCUUCGGUGCUAGCCAACCCCCAUGUCGAUGGCAAUGGCGACGGCGAUGAUGAUCUUGACCUUGCGGCAUGCACGCACGCCGGGGCAGUCGCGGCCACGUCCACCGACUGGCGGAAACUCCUCCUGGGCGACUAUGAGAUUAGCUCGCCGCUGGAAUGGGAGCACCUGGUCCGCGUGCUCGUCUUCCUCCAGUUACGGGCUAUGAUGGAGCUCUUGGCGGAUGUGAAGAGCACGGGGGGUGAGGUUCUGGGGGAGACGCUGAGCGCGAGCCUCGCGCAGGCGGAGAUACGGCUCGGCGAGCUGGAGAAGGACAUACUUAUUCUAUAG